Messenger RNA from Arachis stenosperma, 462 nucleotides. RefSeq lists its product as uncharacterized. The record is from RefSeq and is a predicted model, not a curated record. The transcript has a single exon. Bases 1 to 462 code for a protein of 153 amino acids. Lineage: Eukaryota; Viridiplantae; Streptophyta; Magnoliopsida; Fabales; Fabaceae.
AUGCUGAUCAGAGACGAAAGCCUUUGGAGUUUGAAGAAGGAGAGCAUGUUUUUUCUGAAGGUUACACCAACCACUGGAGUAGGAAGAGCUAUUAAAACUAAGAAAUUGAAUCCCCGUUAUAUUGGAUCAUUUGAGAUCCUGAAGAGAAUUGGGUCGGUAGCUUAUAGAAUUGCUUUACCGCCGUAUCUAUCGAACUUGCACGAUGUGUUUCAUGUAUCACAGCUUCAGAAAUAUACUCCUGACGCAAGUCAUAUUCUAGAACCGGAACCGAUUCAGGUAAGAGAAGAUCUAACACUUCCGGUAAUUCCAGUGAGAAUUGAUGACAUCAGCAUUAAACGAUUGCGCGGGAAGGAAGUAUCAUUGGUAAAGGUAGCUUGGAGUCGAGCUGGUAUCGAGGAACAUACUUGGGAACUUGAAUCAGAUAUGCAAAAGGACUACCCACAUCUCUUUUCAGGUAACUAA